This is a messenger RNA of Drosophila pseudoobscura, 1138 nucleotides long. RefSeq names its product TBP-associated factor 9 (gene Taf9). Gene Ontology annotation, biological process: DNA-templated transcription initiation; RNA polymerase II preinitiation complex assembly. Lineage: Eukaryota; Metazoa; Arthropoda; Insecta; Diptera; Drosophilidae. The record is from RefSeq and is a predicted model, not a curated record. Gene Ontology annotation, molecular function: protein heterodimerization activity; RNA polymerase II general transcription initiation factor activity; transcription coactivator activity. Gene Ontology annotation, cellular component: SAGA complex; transcription factor TFIID complex. The transcript is spliced from 2 exons. Bases 314 to 1075 code for a protein of 253 amino acids.
CACACUACGUUUCAUUCCGUGCACUCUUUACGUUGUAUUCCUUGACCUUUUUGUUAAAACCAUAUUUUAUAAACAAUUAAAUUAAAAGCAGGGCUUCAAAUUAUCCAAUUUAGUAGAAAAUUUUUGAAUUUAUCGGAUAAAAUUAUUUGUUCAGUGCUGAGAGUCUGAGCUAGAUAAUAACAUUAAACUGAAUAUCAAAAUCGAGAAAAUCUUCUUUUUCCAUGGAUGGUUUUACAACACUCGUUUUUUCUGCCCUGAACGACCCAACAACACUAGCAUAUUGUUUAUGUCUUAAAAUCUAUUUUUUUGCGUGAUGGCCGAAAAAGCAGAAAAGGCCAAGAUUAAUGCUCAGAUCAAGCAUGUUCCGAAAGAUGCACAGGUGAUAAUGUCCAUACUGAAGGAGCUGAAUGUCCAGGAAUAUGAGCCGCGCGUUGUAAACCAAUUGCUGGAAUUCACCUUCCGAUAUGUGACCUGCAUAUUGGACGAUGCCAAGGUGUAUGCGAAUCAUGCACGCAAGAAGACCAUCGAUCUCGACGAUGUCCGCCUGGCCACUGAUAUGGCGCUGGACAAGAGUUUCACCGGUCCACUGCCGCGUCAUACCCUGUCGAAGGUAGCCGAGAUACGGAAUAGCAUGCCACUGCCACCGAUUAAGCCGCACUGCGGCUUGCGUCUGCCCCCAGACCGUUACUGCCUCACCGGUGUCAACUACAAGCUGCGGGCCACAAAUCAAGCCAAGAAGAUGCCCAAAUCGGCACUGGAGGCGCGCGCAUUGAAAACCGUCGUAAAGCCCGUGGCCAGUGCCAAUGGGCCGAAGCGUGCCCACUCUGUGGUGGCAAAACAGCAGGUGGUAACCAUACCCAAGCCCGUCAUCAAAUUCACAACCACAACGAAGAAUGUCCCUGGUAAUGCAGACACUAAGACGGACACCAGUUCCGGUGGCGACAUGAAAAUGGAGGUGGACAGCGAUGCGGUGGCCGUGGGCAGCAUUCCGAGCACCAGUGCCAGUGCCACAGGCGUCAGCUCGGCCGUAAAGCGGGAACGCGAAGAGGAGGAGUUCGAAUUUGUCGCGAACUGAUUGAACAAAAAUACAAAUUAAUUAUUAAAGUAUAUUUUCAACAUCUUCCGUAGUAAAAAAAAA